AUGGGUGUUGCUCAGAGUGCAAUUAACCGAGGUUUUAUUUCGGAGAGUGAUGCUGCUAAAAUGUCUGAACAGAGCUACUUUUCAGAACGCCAGAUCUUUGUUUUAGCCCAAAUUUUCAGGAAUUUGACAAAAGAAUCCCAAAUUAAUGCGGAAACCUUUGCCAAAAACAUGAAAAUUAGUAAUAAGAGUAUUGGAGAAAUCCUCUACAAGAUUAUUGAUGAUGAUGGGAGCGGUGACAUCGAUUUCACUGAAUUUGUCGAGGGUCUGAACAAAUUCCAUCCCAAUGCACCUUUUGAUGAAAAGGUCAAGCUUUGCUUCCGGGCUUAUGAUAGCGAUGGCAGUGGUGCAGUUUCAAAAGAAGAAAUUACAGAUGUCAUUAAGCUUUCUAUCGAAGGUAGUAGCCUAAUUGAACUUGAAGAUGCUCAAAUUAAUCUUCUUGUUGAUCAAUUAAUCAACACUUAUGAUAAUUCAGGAAGUGGUGAACUUAAUUACAAAGAAUUCUAUCAAAUGGUAUCCUCAGCUCCCGGUGUGAUAGAGUGCUUUGAUAUUAAUCUUGAUGUUUUGUUUGGUUGA
Molecule: messenger RNA, 573 nt
Organism: Trichomonas vaginalis G3
Lineage: Eukaryota; Parabasalia; Trichomonadida; Trichomonadidae
Product: oxidoreductase activity, acting on NAD(P)H, oxygen as acceptor
Exons: 1
Coding region: 1-573 (190 amino acids)
Biological process (GO): calcium-mediated signaling
Molecular function (GO): kinase binding; calcium ion binding
Source: RefSeq, a predicted model, not a curated record